GUGUGUGUGUGUGUGUGUGUGUGUGUGUGUGUGUUUAAAAAACUCCUCCUUUUCUCCUCUAUAAUUUGGUGAUGACAUUCCAGCCUGUUCGCUGAAGUUCGCACACACUGGAGCACUUUGGGAAUCUGCUGGAAAACUCAGUUUCUCAUUAUGCCAAACUGGGGUGGAGGAAACAAAUGUGGCGCCUGCCGUGGGACGGUGUACCACGCUGAAGAGGUCCAGUGUGACGGGAGGAGUUUUCACAAGUGCUGCUUCCUCUGCAUGGUCUGUAGAAAAGGGCUAGACAGCACCACACUGGCCAUCCAUGACCAGGAAAUCUACUGCAAGUCCUGCUACGGUAAAAAGUACGGCCCGAAAGGGUACGGCUACGGUCAGGGAGCAGGAACGCUCAACAUGGACCGCGGCGAGAGACUGGGCAUCAAACCAGAAGAAACCCAAACUCACCGACCCAGCACCAACCCAAACCUGUCCAAGUUGGCGCAGAAGUUCGGCGGCUCGGAGAAGUGUGCGCGCUGUGGAGAGUCUGUGUACGCCGCAGAGAAGGUGAUGAGCGCUGGGAAGCCGUGGCAUAAGAACUGCUUUCGCUGUGCCAAAUGUGGAAAGAGUUUGGAGUCGACCACUCAGACGGAGAAAGAUGGAGAAAUCUACUGCAAAGCAUGUUAUGCAAAGAACUUCGGACCCAAAGGAUUUGGAUACGGUCAGGGAGCAGGAGCUCUGGUUCACGCUUGAUGAUAGUCAGGACAUUGUACAUUUCUUUACUAUUAUAACACACUCAUUUCAAAAGAAGAAAAGGACCAUUGAGUGUUAUGUUUUCAUGACAGUUAAGCACAUUUAGUCUUCAAUUCUCAAGUACUGGAAAAACGUCAAUUAUAUACAUAUAUAAACAAUGGCUCUAAGAAAUAAGGUUAAUUGUCUUUAUGCAAAAUAUUUUUUUUCACCAUUUACACCAACUGCAGGGUGUUAAUUGUUCAUAGAGGACCAGUUAUAUUUUCAUUGCAAUUAGGAACAUUUCCUCCCAAAU
Messenger RNA from Sinocyclocheilus anshuiensis, 1021 nucleotides. Its product is annotated as cysteine and glycine-rich protein 2. The transcript is spliced from 6 exons. The record is from RefSeq and is a predicted model, not a curated record. Gene Ontology annotation, molecular function: structural constituent of muscle; actinin binding. Gene Ontology annotation, biological process: sarcomere organization; muscle tissue development. Lineage: Eukaryota; Metazoa; Chordata; Actinopteri; Cypriniformes; Cyprinidae. Gene Ontology annotation, cellular component: cytoplasm; Z disc; nucleus. The coding region runs from base 151 to 729 and encodes 192 amino acids.